Vitis vinifera (wine grape) is the source of this 3726-nucleotide messenger RNA. RefSeq names its product protein RGF1 INDUCIBLE TRANSCRIPTION FACTOR 1. The record is from RefSeq and is a predicted model, not a curated record. Bases 2851 to 3465 code for a protein of 204 amino acids. The transcript is spliced from 3 exons. NCBI's taxonomy places the organism in Eukaryota, Viridiplantae, Streptophyta, Magnoliopsida, Vitales, Vitaceae.
UGCAAACGAACAAGAGCAGUAAGUUAAAAGCCUGCUUUUAUGGAAGAAAUACGGUCCUUUACGACAAAUGCCCCCCAUUUUUUAUUUUUUAUUUUCACUCUUAUCUCACACAAGCUGUGGUGGUUAGCACGAUGACCUUUGGAGGUGUGAUUAGGACAAUUCCCCUCUCCUGGGUCAUAAAUAAAACAACAUCACUACCCGCCCUCUCAACUCAACAUCUUCUCAAAAGGGCAUCUCUGGCUUUCUGCUGGCCUUCUGCUUUCACUUCAGUUACUAGGAUCAUUCCACGCCCCUUCUUCUGGGUGGGGUCUCAGGGAGUCGAGCGCACAACAUGAGCCCAAGGGCUAGGUCUAUCAUGGCAUCCCCAAUUAUUUCUCAUCCUCCAAAAAGCCUGCCUAAUCCGAGAAUAUUAACAUUCUGAUCAAGUCAACAGGACGCUUAUUACCAAGUGACUAAGCAUGGUAGUGGCAAUUCUGGUGUCAACAUCAGCAAAUCAAAGCCUGUAUGCAUGAAUGGUGGUUCCCAGGUCAGCUAUCUGUGUUUCUGCCUCUUCAUAUUUUAUAAUCAAAAGCUGUUGAGCUGGUACUUCAAAAAGUGCCAUAUGGCAACCCAUGUGAAUUAUAUGCUUUUGAGAUUAUAUCAUUAGCCAACAUGAACUUUAUGAUUAUAUCCCCUAAAGCUAACGCAUUUUUUAGGGGAUUUACAGCUAAUGAAAGGCGGGUGUUGCCAGCCUUGCUCUUAUUGUUUCAUACAUAAAAGUCCCUCAAACCUCUUUCAUCCCCACCUACUCUGUGGAAACCACUGCAACCCAUCGAGGAUCCCCCAUCUCAAAAACCUUGAUGUACAUAGUUCGGAAGUGGGAUACUCCCAUUUAAUCUACAGUUCCUUUUAAAUUAAAAAAUAAAGUCUAAAAUGUUAUGAUAGCGUACACAUUGCAUCCAAAACCCUCGAAUUAAGCACAUGAAGCAAAGCAUCCCUUAUUAACAAGUCUUCAAAAUGUUAUUCUAAAAUCUCCUUCUUUUUAUCACGGCAUAAAAAGCUACCGCUCCAUUCACAUCAAUCCCCAUGCCAAACUUUCCUUCUCCUUUUCCUUCCAUCACGGAAAAGAAAUGCUUUUUGUGGAGCGCCACAAACAAACCCUUGAUUUAGCUCAUUUCUUCCUCAUCUCUCUCCAAAGUGAUGCUCUACAAGUUGUUUAAAAAGUAGGCCUUUCUUUAGAAACAAUACUCCAAUAAAUUUAACCCCCUUAUACAUAGGAAUAUAUGAACAGAACCCAAGAGUUCACUAAUAACUAACUUGAUGGGAUGUAUGAGUAAUAAACACAUGGCUUGGAUGCCGUUUUUUGGAUUGACACCAAGGUAUUUGAUGUUCACUAGGUUUAUGUUUUUCUGUUGACAUUAGAUGUUGCAGCAAGAUGUGAUAUGUUUGACAUUGAAAAUUAUUCUCUUGGAAUCUACUGAAUAAGGCGUGGAUUUCAAGUGGUUAACACUCCCACCCCACCGCAGAGGCCUUGUAGAAGAGGAAAGGAGAGGCAUGUGAGUGAGCAAGUCUUAUCAGCAUCAAACUUUUUUAACCGUACAAAUUGAAAACAAUAUGCCCAUGAAUUCUGAUUGAUGAUAGUAAUGGUCAUGCAUAUUUUUUAGAAUCUUCAUUUGAUUUGUCAUCUUGAAAUCUUCCAUUCCACAUGAGCAGUCCUUUGCAGUGCUGUAAGUCUGUAACCCACCUAACACUGUGCCGCCGGCAGAAUUCUAUUAAUGUACAUUUUAAUAUCUGAUUUCUGUUAAUUAAUGCACAUGAUUAUCUCCUUAAAAUUGUUGUACCUCUCCCACAUGGCACACCGCCUAGCAGGCUAACACAAAUAAAAAGAUGCUGUCUUAAGAAAAUCUCGACCACUAAAAUUUGUUUCUAGUGAGGAGAAUGGUCGUGUAUUUAUUAUGAAUUUUCUCUUUUAUUAACCUAUUUUAAGAAAUAGAAUUUUCAGAAGAUAGAAAAAAUUCAUUAAUAAUAUAAUAAGGCCACAAGGACCUUUCAAUUUGAAUUGAAACGCUUUGUAAUUGAAAAAUGGAUGGCAACAUGUCCAAAAUGGAAAGCAAUAUAAUUUUAAAUGUGUUGGGCGGGACUCAGAUGCGGGCGAGCACACGAUGGCAAAUUGCGCCGUGGAGCGCCCGUCAUUGGCUUUUCUACUUCCACGUCACACGUCAUUAUCGGGCCCCUCUGUGAACAGACCACCUAACUAAGGCCACGUAAGAGACUAUGGACACGUGGCAGAAGAUGGGGAGGUGUCGUUUUUAUGAACAGCUUUUUUGCGCCCAUACGUAGCCUGGUGGCCGACCCUGUGCCUACGUAGAGACGCAAAGAAGAUCCAAAGUGGCGUAAGCGCCAAACCCACCUAAAUCCAAGGGUGGAGAAAGAACUUGAGCCACCACGCUUGAUCGAAGCCGUAGGUGGGGGGAGAGUAUUAGCUGAUUUGUUUAUGAGACUUGUCCUUUAGUCUAGGUUGUUGAAUUUCUAAGUCGCAAGUCGUCUAAGCCUCUCUGGUUCUCUCGUUGUUCUCGGCAAAUUCUCCAUCAUCAGCAGCAGCAGAAGAAUCUAACGGAAUUCCCGGAAACAAUCACAUUAUUUUCAGUACCCAUUUCUUCAUAUUCAGCAGCAAUCUUUAUGGUAAUGUAGAACAUUUGUCUGUCCAAAUUCACUUCUCUUUCCCUCUAUAGAAAAACAAAUAUGCUUGCAAGAAAGCAACUCAUUCCGUUGCAUUUUUCUUAAAUUGCAUUCCCCUUAAACCUUUCUCAGAUACCAAACAGUGCCUGACUCUCUCCCUGAAUUCCAUUUAAGGGUUCAAAACAAGAGGCAAUGCCGGUUCCACCGUGGCUGGAACCAUUGCUCACCACACCCUUCUUCUCCAUCUGCCGCACCCAUGGAGAUGCGGCCAGGAGCGAAUGCAACAUGUAUUGCUUGGAUUGCAGUGGCGACUCCUUUUGCUUUUAUUGCCGCUCAUCUAGACACAAGGAUCAUCAAGUCAUUCAGAUAAGGCGAUCUUCGUACCAUGAUGUAGUGAGAGUAGCAGAAAUUCAGAAGGUAUUGGACAUAAGUGGAGUUCAGACGUAUGUGAUAAACAGUGCGAGAGUUCUGUUUCUGAAUGAGAGGCCUCAGCCAAAGACUGGGAAAGGAGUUUCUCAUAUAUGUGAAACCUGUGGAAGAAGCCUCUUGGACCCAUUCCGUUUCUGUUCAUUGGGAUGUAAGCUUGUAGGAAUAAAGAGAAAUGGGGAUGCAAGCUUUAGCUUAGAGGCGAAGAAUGAGAUGGCCAUGGAAAGAGGAGAAGGGAUAUCAAGGAGAGAAUCGUCAAGGGAUGAAGAUGAAUUGCGUGAAGGCUUACAACAAGACAUUUACCCGCCCACGCCUCCUCCACCUCCUUCAAGUGCAAGGAGAAGAAAAGGCAUUCCCCAUAGGGCACCCUUUGCCUCCUAAUUGCCCUUAAAAAACUAAUAUACCCGACUCAUCUUUUUCUUUCACAAAGUACUCUUUGGGAGGGGUUUCCUUGUCCUAAUGUGGGGUAGGGUACCCUUUGGGUGGGGGUGACCAAAUACAAAAGGGUAAGUGUGCUUCCCUUUUUGGUUUGGGGCCCAAACAACAAAUUCUCUCUUGCGGAGAUGCAAUAAUGCACAAUUGUUAUUGAUACUUGCAAGGUGUACAUUUGAUUAAGAAAUUAAAGCAGCUCAUUGUGGACUC